Hyalella azteca is the source of this 9144-nucleotide messenger RNA. RefSeq names its product cytoskeleton-associated protein 5 (gene msps). The record is from RefSeq and is a predicted model, not a curated record. Gene Ontology annotation, biological process: centrosome duplication; mitotic spindle organization; establishment or maintenance of microtubule cytoskeleton polarity. The coding region runs from base 66 to 6209 and encodes 2047 amino acids. Gene Ontology annotation, molecular function: microtubule plus-end binding; microtubule plus end polymerase activity. Gene Ontology annotation, cellular component: spindle pole; microtubule plus-end; kinetochore. The transcript has 37 exons. NCBI's taxonomy places the organism in Eukaryota, Metazoa, Arthropoda, Malacostraca, Amphipoda, Hyalellidae.
UAACUUUUUAAUUAAUGUUUUUCUAAUUUCCAGGACAAAUGUUAGAAAAUAGAUAAAUUAGUAAUAUGGAAGACACAGAAUAUCUGAAGUUGCCUCUUGAGGAGAGAUGUGUUCACAAGCUGUGGAAGGCACGUGUCAAUGGCUAUGAGGAGUGCAUCAAAUAUUUCUCAACUAUUACUGAUGAGAAAAGUCCAGAGUUCAACAAAUUUGCCCCGCUUAUGAAAAAGCUUGUCACUGACUCCAAUGCUGUUGCACAAGAGAAGGCCCUGGAAGCUGUACUUGCAUUUGCUGAAAAUGCACACAUUGCUGCCAAAUGUGCCACAGAUGUUGCCAGUGGUAUUGUUGCCAAGGCUUUGGGCGGGCCUCGCCGUGGCACACAUGAUAAUGCGGAGGCUGUGCUGCUCAUGUACUGUGAGAUCGAGAAAUAUGCCAUCGUCCAGGAAGAGCUCAUCAAAGGAUUUGCUGCUAAAAAUCCAAAAGUUGUUGUGGCCUGCGUCAAAAUCCUCACAUCUGCUCUACGAGAGUUUGGCCCAAAGGUUAUGGCACCAAAGCCCCUGGUAAAGCAGUUUCCAAGGCUGCUAGAAGACCGAGACAAGAACGUCAGAGACGAGGGCAAGAAGCUCAUGGUGGAGAUGUAUCGCUGGAUUGGUGAUGCCUUGAAGCCUCAGCUCACGGCCCUCAAGCCUGUGCAGGUUGCGGAGCUUGAGACGGAGUUUGAAAAAGUUGCCGGUGAGAAGGCUGUACAAACUCGCUUCCUACGUUCACAACAGGAACUGAAGGAAAAGAUGGCGGCAGCAGGAGAUGAAGAUGCUGGCCAAGACGAAGAAGAUGAGGCUGAUGGGGCUGUCGAAAUUGACCCUGUCGACCUCAUGGACCCUGUGGACAUCCUGUCACAAUUGCCUGCAGAUUUCUAUGAAAAGCUUGAAGCCAAGAAAUGGCAAGACCGCAAAGAGGCCAUGGAGAUUUUGCUGCCACUGACCAAGCAUCAGAAACUGGAGAACGGAGACUACCAUGACCUCAUGAAAGCACUUAAAAAAAUUAUAGCCAAAGAUACGAACGUGAUGAUCGUAGCGUUGUCUGGUCAAUGUAUCGCUGGGCUCGCUGCCGGCCUCAAGAAGAAGUUCUCCGUGUUUGCUGUUGCUUGCACUGAAACAAUCCUCGAGAAAUUCAAGGAGAAGAAAAUGAAUGUCGUCACUGCGCUUAGGGAAGCUGUUGAUGCCAUAUAUCAAUGUACAUCACUGGAGUCUUUACAAGAGACCAUCUCUGCCGCCCUGGGCAACAAGAAUCCCAACGUGAAGGCCGAGACCGCGGCGUUCCUCGGUCGCUGCUUCUGCUACUGCACGCCAACGAUCCUCAACAAGAAACUGAUCAAGGCGUUUGCCACAGAUUUAUUGAAGACCCUCAAUGAAUCAGAUCCAACUGUUCGAGACAACUCUGCAGAGGCGCUCGCUGCGCUCCUGAAGGUGGUUGGGGAGAAACUGUUGAUGCCAUUCUUGGGGGACUUGGAUAAUCUCAAGAUGCAGAAGAUAAAAGAGGCGAGUGAGAAGGUGGAGCUGAAGGUGAAGAUACCAACCGCCAAAGCUAAAGCCAAGCCAGCCCCCGCCGCGGCGCCCAGUAAGCCCGUGACUGUCAGCAGCGGAGGACGUGUCGCCGCUACAGCUGCUCGCCCCGCGCCUGCCAAGGCGCCCCCUCGCAAGGCUAAGCCUCCUGGUGGAGCUGGUGGUGGGGGCAGCGCGGCCACCAAGAGCCCCGCGGUGGUGGAGGAGGCGGAGAUGGUGCUAGAGGCCGCGGUGGAGGCCGCAGGGGAGGUGCUGGGAGCUGCCGUCGUCUCCCAGCUCGCCGACCCCAACUGGAAGGAGCGCCUCGCUGCAAUGGACGCUAUUGUUGCUGCCGUGAGCGAGAUGGACACAAACGCUCCGUGCCAGGCAAUGGUGCUUGUCAUCGCCGUCCAGAAGCCUGGGCUGAAGGAUAACAACUUCCAGGUGCUCAAACUCAGGAUCACGGCCAUUCAAACGCUCGCUGAGAACACGAAAUUCUCGCGGACGUCUUGCGAGGCAUGUCUGGCGGAGCUGGUUGAUAAAUUGGGCGACCUAAAGAACGGUUCGCUGGCAAGCAGCUGUCUCACAGCGAUGGCUGAGGCCGUGUCGCUGGAGUGGCUUGGUCCUGAAGUCACGACGCUCGCCUUCAAGCAGAAGAGUCCUAAGGUGCAGGAGGCGGCGCUGGUCUGGCUCGCGCAAGCCGUCACCGACUUCGGUCUCAUCGUGAAGCCGAAGUCUGUGAUCGCUGACAUCAAGAAAGGCCUCGCUCACACCAACCCUGGAGUGCGUAAUGCGGCGGUGUCUCUGUGCGGUGUCAUCCACCUGCACAUGGGACCUGCGCUACGCACCUUCCUUGAGGACGAGAAGCCUGCCCUCCUACAGCAGAUUGAUGCCGAGAUCGAGAAGCAAACAAUGAUGUUGGCUCGAUUCUACGCUCAGAACAAAGGACGUACAGCGCCUGCACCUACUCGUAAACAGCGCACUUGGGGUGGGGCUGGGCGGGACGCCAGGGGUGGAGCUGGGGGCGCCAGGGGCGGCACUGUGGACGACGAUGAUGAGGGCGGGGAGGAAGACGAGCCCACUAGUGAGGACGUGGCGAACUCUAACGUCCAGGACCUCAUCCCUCGCACCAACAUCGCUGCCCUCGUCACUGACGAACUCAUCGCUGAGCUCGCUGACAAAAACUGGAAGGUUCGCUCCGAGGCACUCAGCAAGAUCUCCGGCGUGAUCAGCUCAGCAAAGUUCAUCACUGCGGACUGGGGAGACCUGCCGGGCGCCCUCGCUGCUCGUCUCAACGACACCAACAAGAACCUGGCGGUUGAGGCCCUCAAGGUGGUGGGGCAGCUCGCCGCCGCUGCCGGGCCACACUGCUCCCGCCACACCCGCACUGUUAUACCUGGAGUGCUGCUCUUGCUGGGGGAUGCUAAGGUGAACGUGCGAGCGUCAGCGCAGUCGGUGCUGGAGUCGUGGGCGGAGCAGGCCAAGCCCAAGGAGCUGCUGGAGGGCGACACCUGCGUCGACGCCCUCAAGAGCGGCACUGUCUUCCUUAAGGCCGCCCUCUUCCCGUGGCUCGCUCAGCAGCUUACUGAGGCUCCUCCAAAGAGCCUCAACAAAGAAGACUUAGGGAACUAUGUGCCCCAUAUUUACUCUGGACUGGAGGACCGCAGCGCUGAAGUGCGUAAAGCUGCGACGGAAGCCGUGCUGCCUUUCAUGCUGCACCUCGGAUAUGAGGGGAUGUUGAAACACACGUCAAGGGUCAAGCCCGCAUCAAAGAACGCACUCAUGGCCACGCUCGACAAGGCUCGCCUCAGUCUCCCCGCCAAGCCUGCACCCACGGUUGCCGCCGCUCGACAGGCACCCGCUAAAACAGCGGGUAAAAUGGCUCGCCCACAGACGGGCGGUGGCGCCGUGGCUCCCGCCGCCGCCGCUGCCAAAAAACCGUCUCGUGCCGCCACAGCUCCUCCCGCUUCUAGUCGUAAAGGCGGCGAUGACCAGGACACGUCGCCGCUACUGCCCGUGAAUGGCCUGAAGCAACAGCGCGCGUCCGACGAACAGAAGCUCAAGGUGCUGCGCUGGGACUUCACUACUCCGCGUCAAGAGUUCAUCACACAACUUAAUGACCAGAUGAUGACGGCUGGUCUUAAUAGGACCCUCAUCACCAACAUGUUCCAUAAAGACUUCAACUUCCAUAAGAAGAGCAUUGACGCUCUCAAUGAGGACCUGGCAGAUAACCUGGAGGCCUGCGUUUGCAACUUGGACAUGAUCCUGCGCUGGAUGAGUUUACGUUUCUUUGACACGAACCCUUCUGUGAUCAUGAAGGCCAUGGAAUAUCUCACUAAUGUCUUCACGUAUCUCUCUGACGACGGCUACCGCCUCAUGGACUUUGAGGCUUAUUCUUUCCUUCCCUUCAUCGUUCAGAAGUUUGGUGAUCCAAAGGACGGAAUCAGAGGCCCGGCGCGCAACAUCGUGCGUCUCAUCGUUCGUAUUUACCCCGCCAGCAAAGUGUCUCCGUACCUCAUGGAGGGUCUCAAGAACAAGAACGCACGCCAGCGAGCCGAGUGCCUUGAGGCGCUCGAGGACCUGAUCAGGCACGCAGGCAUGACGGUGUGCCAGCCCUCGCCCGCCGUCGCCCUCAAGGAUAUCGCCAAGCAGAUCAGCGACAAGGACAAAGUUGUGCGCAACGCAGCACUUAACGCACUAGUACAAGUGUACUUCAUUGAGGGCGAGAAGCUCUACAAAUAUAUUGGACAGUUAUCGAGCAAAGACAUGGGCUUCUUGGAGGAGCGUAUCAAGCAAGCCGGCAAGAACCGCCAGGAGCCUACCCUGCCUACGCCUGCCGUGGAGUUCACGCCGACGGUGCGCAGCGGUGGGGGCGGCGCCCCACGAGGAGGCAACCGCGUCGUGCCGUCCCCAGCUGGCGAGUUUAACCCCCUGGCCCGUGGGGCGGCCGCGGCACUGGAGAGCAACGCUGCGGCUGGGCAAGACGUUAACAGUCUCCUUCAGAGGUACAGACAGCGUGCACCAAGCAACAACAGCGACUCUGGCGCUAAUAAGUCUGCUUUCACGCUCGACUACAGCGUCGUGGAGAAACUGCUAGAAGAUGAUGACAACAAACCAAUCAAGGUGGAGGUGGAGUCUAUCCCUGACUUGAACUCCUUGAUGAACUUCAAUACAAUCUGCCCGACACUUACGUCCAGGUUGGCGCAGCCUGGCUUCACUACCCUGAGUCGCACCAACGCCAACUUGGAGGCUGAAGAUGCAUCUGAAGCCAUCAACCUUGUCAUUUCACAGGUGAGCUCCUCGUCACCAGCUGUGGUAGUGCGUGCGCUGUGCCAGCUGGACGAAGUGAUCUGCAGCACAGACCAGGAGCGCUGGCAGCAGCUGGUCCCCCACGUGGACCAGCUGCUGGUCAUGGCCACGGUCCAGUACCGACUUGUGCUCAAUACGAAGAUGAACGACCCUGGCUCCAGGGGCGACUGCGUCAAGAUCUACAGAGCUCUCACCAAUUGUCUCAUGACGAUCUUCAACCGGCCUGAGCUUGCGGUGGUGGCGUCACGUGACGUGAUGAGUGACGUGUGGCAUGUGCUCUUAUCUACGCUCAUCGACGCUCGUCUGGCGGCGCUCGACGAGGGAGCGCAGAUCAUACGUGCCUUCAACGUGCUUGUUGUGCGCAUGGCUGAGAAAGCUGACUUCACCAGCGUCUUCAGUGCGUCGUUGAAGUUGCUGCACGACUGUGUGGGAGCAGGCGGCAGCGGUGGCAAGUUCGGCGAGCUUGUGCUCAAAUGUAACUGGAAGAUAAUACAAAUGCUGUCAAAACGCACCACCAAUCUCGAUCUGACUGUCAUCUUGACCGAUGUUCAUCACUUCCUCACGUCAUACCCUAUGAACACCUGGAUGGACCGGUCCGACGUCCCUCUACGCACCAUCAAGACCGUCAUACACACGCUCUGUAAAAUAUAUGGCUCGGCUGUGUUGCCGCACCUCGACUCCAUCAAAGGAGCUCAUGGCUCCGACCUGCACAAAUACAUCACAAAGACGCUUAAGAAGGUUGGUCAUGAAGGGUCCGGAGAUGUUGCCAAGGAGACGAGCGUCCCUGACAACCAGAACCUGCUGCAGCAGCACAACAAGCAACAUCAGCUGGCGGCCGCCGCGUCGCAUGCCACCUCCAAGUCCCCCAAGAGGCUCAGCAAAGCCGCCAACAACUCCUUAUCUGAAAUAUUCCGUAAAAUUGGCUCCAAAGAAAACACCAAAGAGGGCCUGGUCGAGCUGUACGAGUUCCAGCAAAUGCAUCCUGAGGCCGACAUCAGUCCAUUCUUGAGCAAAGCUUCGCUGUUCUUCCAGAACUACAUUGAACGCGGGCUCAAGAAAGUCAAAAUGGAGAGAGAAAUGAAAUCUUCGGGUUUAUCCACACAACUGGGCACAGAAACAAAUUCAAACGCAGGUCCCCUGUCCUCCAUCCAAGUGAGCACAGAGGCACAGAAUGCUUCUUUUAACAUGAACGAACUCGUGGACGAGUUUAAAACCUUGGCCAGCAAGGCAGGCUUCGACAAUACCUACAUCGCCUCAGCAGUUAAGGACAUUUGCAGCAGCGAGAAGAGCGACAAAGUUAAAGAUUAUAACAAACUUCUCCAGUCCGUCUCUUCUAUCAACAAAGAUCAGGGCAAAGAAUAAACCUUCAUUAUAGUUAAUAUAAAUUUCUUCGAAAGGAAUUGAAUUCUCAUUUAAACAGCGUAGAAUCAUAGAUUGGUUUUCAUCUAGCGCGGUGCGUGCUGAGCGCGAUCUAAUUCCGUAAUACUCGUCAAAGUUUUAGUCAGCAAAAGUUCCGUUAGUGGAGGGUACCUCGGUCGUUACUGGGGGAAUUGUACCCUUGCAUCCAAAUGCUCUAGUCUGAUUUUGCUUCUGUAUCUUAUUGAUAUGCUCAGCAUGCAACUCUUAACACGUGGUUAUUUCUUUAGCAAUCCCCACAAUUUGCACUUCAGUCCUACUGGUAUUAGCGGUCAUUCUUUUGGAUGUUUGCGUUACUAAAACAAUUAUGCCAUAAAAUACUUAGAUACAAUCGCCAUAACUUAUUUUUUUGACGGGUCUUAGUAACCAAUAUUCGCUCCAUUAUUGUAAAAUAUAUUUUAUUACUACUCUAUCAUCCUGGUCUUGCGUCACUCUUUUUCGAAGGCGAAAAGAUUUUAUUUUCGCUCAGCUUAAAUUCCUUCUCAUGUUCGUAUGCAAGUAUUUUUCGUAUGCUUAGAUGAUCCCUCCUCGCGUGUUCUGUUCUUGCAUAAGAGUUUCAAGUUUCUUAGCUAAUGUUGUUUUCAUGAUUGAACUAAAAGUCAUGCUUCUCUUCGACUUAUAUUGUGAUUUUAACUAAAUUCGGGUCUAGCACUGAGCUAGGCAUUACUUAUUUGCAUGGAGUUAGAGAUUUGCGUGAUCUCCGUUCGAUGCGACAUACGCGCCUACGUUCGUUAUUUUAUUGAACGUAGUUUCUGUUUGCAGUUAACCUUACCGUUAUUAUCUCCAAGCUUUAAAGUCUCAGGUCUGCGAAUGAAAAAUAAUUAUUACACAUUGAGGUCUUCUGUAUACUGUAAUGUUUGCUUUCGUUGUGGGAUAGAUUUGUAUCUCGUGUUUCUCGACUGGCGGAAGUCAUCUGGAGAUCUCAAUGUUAUAUUGAGACUUUCGUGUGUAAUGGUCGUUUUUAAUUUCAGAUUUGUUCCAUUGUACAUUCUUCUAACUCAGUGUUGCAUCAUAGAUGACUUAUCAUUAGCUACGCUAAGGCAGGAUGUGACUAGAUAUAAAUAUAACUUUACAUUAUUUCAUUAACGGAUGUCGCUUUGCUGUGUGCUUUUUAAUACCGAAAAUUACUGAGUGAACGCUUGUAUAUUUAGUAGGGUUUCCUCUUUAUGUCAGGUUUAAUUUGAUAACGAAUGAAAUGCCAUAAAAUUGAAAUAUUUCCACAGCCGGAUAAAAAAUUCGAUGCGUCUAUGCAUAUCACAUAUAACUGACGUUAAAACUUGGGCGCCUGCGGCCAAUUCAAUUCAUGCUUAGUUGUUUUUUUCCUUUGUAGGUACGGUUUGGCAGCCUUUUUUAGCUCUCAGAUUGCCUUUAUCAUAAGCUACGCUGAUGAAUUGGCGUAGACAUUCAGAUUGCCUCUAUGGACAUUCAGAUUGUCUCUAUGGACAUCCAAUUUAUCCCUAGAGCAAAGAUCCGUUCCAGCAGCAGAAAUACUUGAAACUUAACUUGUAUCCAAGGACGACACCAGCGGUUGUGCCAUUAAGGAAUUUGUCGAGGUAUAAAACAGGAUUUCUAUAAUGACCCUAGGAGCGGUACGGCUAGACGCGUAGCACUAGUAUAUUGAAACAAUAAUUGAUGAUGGAGAGGCGCUCAUGUGUCAGGUCACAAAUAAGUGCUGAGGGCCAGACGCUACGCAGAUAUUCUGAUGCUAAUAUAGUCUCAUCUUUUCUUAACGACCAUUGUUUAUGUCAGCUAUCAUAUAGGUUAUUCAUGAAUUCAGAGUUACCAAAUGUUUGAUAGGCUCUAUUUGUCUGAAAGAUUGAAAAUUGUCUGAUAUUUCCUCUGAUGUUUCGACGCCUUUGUGGUUUUAUUAUGACAGGAAAUAUGCUCCCUAUCUGACGUUAUACGAUAGAAUCUUGUUUAUAUCGUGUACGAAGUUGUCGCUAGUUAUUAUAUCUUCUUAAUAUUUGCUCAUGCUACUAAACAAGUUUAGAAUGCGUUAUUUCUCUUAUAAGGUAUUACUUCAUUCUAAUUACAAUGUUUAUAAUCUUUUAGGAUAACCAAUGAAUGAAGCGUCUCACGCAGAAAUUUUAUUCAGUUUAACGACGUUCAACGGAGUUAUUCCCAGCGCGAAAUUUGUGCUCUGAAGUCAUCGUGUGUGCAUCAUUCCGAAGGACGCGACUCGUUCUAGCCUCGUCAUUCCAUCCCUUCUUCAUUGACGACUCAAUACGCUUGCUCUCGUCUCGCGGCAGGUUAUAUUUUUUUACCAAUUUUUAUGUGUUCAAUUAGUUUGGUUAUCAUUUUAGAUUUGUCGAACCCCGCUAAUAAUUUUCCGAGAUUCCAUUUUUUCUUGAUUUUUUCGUAAAGAACAAUCUUGGUUUAUACUAGGAAGCCUACCAGGGUAGCUACUUGUGUCGCGUAUUACAUAUACGAACAUUGUUAUGGCAAUGGUUCCGGGCUUUUCAUUUUUAUCAAUUAUGUCGUAAUAUGACUUCAUGUAUGAAUAAAUGGAUAUCAGGAAUGUUCCCACGUAUGCAUCUCAUAGGAAUUUGUCAUAAGUUUAUGAAUUUCGUCUGCGCUUCCUCAUGUUUUUUCGUAUUCUGAAAUAGAUCCGAGCGUCGCAUCGUUGAUAUGAUUUAAGCUUUUAAUUUUAACUGAUUAUUAGUAAAUCGUGCAUGUCUAUGGACUAAGAAGAUAGUAUAAUUCUAGAUCAAACGAUCGAUCUGCUUGUAACUUAAUUUUGAUUGUAACUGCACUUCCGAACGCGACUUAAACUCUAAGCCAUGUGAGAAUGGUUGCCUCCUAACCACCCUUCGUGAAGUGAUCCUUUCUUAUGACCUCGUGAAACGGCCGAGUGAUGUACCAAAUAUACUUGACGUGCCGC